Molecule: messenger RNA, 2803 nt
Organism: Hydractinia symbiolongicarpus
Lineage: Eukaryota; Metazoa; Cnidaria; Hydrozoa; Anthoathecata; Hydractiniidae
Product: mitochondrial intermediate peptidase-like
Exons: 5
Coding region: 572-2665 (697 amino acids)
Biological process (GO): peptide metabolic process
Cellular component (GO): mitochondrion
Molecular function (GO): metalloendopeptidase activity
Source: RefSeq, a predicted model, not a curated record
UUUAAGAAGAAAAAAAGAGAAUAUAUAGGCGCUUUGAUAUAAUUUUCUCUAAAAAAGAUUCUUACUAUUUACAAAUUAAAAAUAAUCCUAUAAACUUUGUCUGUAUUAUUAUUUUUUAUCGAAUGAACUCCCAUUUUUUGAAAAUAUGUUUUCAAGGAAAGCUCUUGUUGGGUAAAUACUGUAAAUACUAAUGGUCCAAUCAUUCUGGAUAAGCGAGUGAAAUCUGUUUUAGUUGCAGGAUAGUUUUGUGCACACUAGAAAAGUGUUAAAAGGGGACCUAAGGUAUAAAUUGAUAUUGGACUUAAGUUAUAGAGCUUAAAAAUUUGGUUAUCAAGUCUUUUUAAAUAUUUUAAGAAGCUAUUUCCGUACUCGUGAAAGGUCUUCAAACAACUUGUACAAAGAGGUUCUCCUUUUUUAGAACUAGGUGCAUACAUUUAUUAAAUUAUCCUUUUUUUUGUUAAAAUGACACACUUUAAAUGAGGUUAUUUUUAGUUGCGUUAUAGGUUAUUGUUGGUUUCCAUAGCUAUGCGAUAAGUUUAAACAAUGUUAAAAUGUUGAAUAUUCUUUAGAUAUGAGUAAAUUGUUGACUAAUGUGUUACGUCAAUCAAAGCAUUUUAAACCAGUGACAAGUAGUAUAUGUAAAACUAUUAAUGUUAGCGUCAAUACACUUUCGCCAUUAGCUGGAGCAUUUGAUAGUCCUGUGACUUUAAAUGCUACAAGUCAAAAAAAUAAUACUGGAUUGUUUGGUAUACCUGAAUUGAAAACUAGUGAAGGUUUUUAUAACUUGAAGGAGAAAGUUUUAGUCUCUGCUAAUGACUUAGUGACGGAAGCUAUACAGAUUUCACCCUCCGCAGAUACUGUGACAGUAUUUGAUACUUUAUCGAAUGAAUUAUGCAAAGUUGCCGAUUUAGCUGAAUUUGUGCGGUUAGCACACCCGGAUGAAGAUUUUGCGAAAGCAGCAGAAAGUGCAUCCUUUGAAAUUGGGGGGUUCGUAGAGAAACUAAAUACUCAUUACGAGUUAUAUAAAGCAUUGAAAAAUGCGUCUUUGCACAAUGCUAACAGUAUGGAUUCAGUUUCCAAAAUUGUUGCAGAUUUGUUUUUGUUUGAUUUUGAACAGAGUGGAAUUCAUCUGGAUGAGCAAAAACGCAAAAUGGCAGUUGAGUUGCAUGAAGCCAUUUUAAUAAUCGGUGCACAGUUUACUCAAAAUACGACUCUUCCAAGAAUGUUUCCGAUCAGUGAAUGGCCACGUGACCUAAAGAUUCCUUAUGCUAUUCAGAACAAUUCUAUUAUUGUUGACGGUAUGUAUAGUGAUUCAAAUGAAGCAAGUCUUCGUGAAUUUUGUUACACAGCCUACAUGUCUCCUUGUAAUGAGCAAUUAAACUUAUUCGAGAACUUAUUACAUAUACGACACCGGUUAGCAUCUAUACUUGGAUUUAACUCCUUUGCUCAUCGAACUCUAAAGGGGACCAUGGCUUCAUGUCCAGAAAAUGUUAACACGUUUUUAGAAAGUACUUUAGAAAUGCUGGAAAGACCUUUACAAAAGGAACUGGACGUUAUAAGGCAUUACAAAAAGACCUAUCAUUCUCUGGAUGAAAGGAAUGUAAAUCCGUGGGACUUAAAACUGUACACUGGCUUAAUAACUUCACAUACAUACAAUAUAAAUUCUAAGAAAAUUAGUGAAUAUUUUUCUGUUGGUGCGUGUAUGGAAGGACUAAAUAUCAUUUUUAAUUCUUUAUAUGGAGUUACUUUAAAUGCUGUUGAAGCUAGCGCUGGAGAGGUUUGGUCACCAGAUGUACAAAAGCUUGAGGUUAAACAUGAAAAUGAAGGUGUUUUGGGAUAUAUCUACUGUGAUUUUUUUCAACGCCCUGGAAAAUUGCCUCAAGAUUGCCACUUUACAAUUCGUGGAGGUAAAUUACUACCAGAUGGCUCUUACCAGUUACCUGUUGUGAGUUUGAUGUGUAACUUUUCACCACCUGCUUUCGAUACUCCGUCAUUGCUGUCUCAAGGAAUGGUUGAAAAUUUAUUCCACGAAAUGGGACAUGCCAUGCAUUCAAUGCUUGGUAGAGCAAGAUAUCAGCAUGUAACGGGAACACGUUGCCCUACUGAUUUUGCCGAGGUACCAUCUAUCCUAAUGGAAUAUUUUGCGAUGGAUCCUAGGAUUAUUCGCUUAUAUGCUAAACACUACAAAACUGGACAGUCAUUGCCGGAAGAUCUCAUGAACGGUUUGAUAUCUUCGAAGAAACAGUUUUCAGCUAUAGACCUACAAGUACAAACGUUCUAUUCUAUUGUUGAUCAAAGGUUUCAUGGCGUUCAUCCACUGGGUAAAUCUACAACUGAAGUUUUGAAUGAUCUUCAUCAACAAUACUCACCGAUAACACAUGUUCCAGGUACUUCUUGGCAUCUUCGCUUCAGUCAUUUCCACAGUUACGCUGCCAAGUAUUACGCAUAUGUAUGGUCAAAAGCUGUCGCGUCCCGUGUGUGGUAUAGCUGUUUCGAGACAGAUCCUUUAUCGCGUACUACCGGAGAGCGGUACCGUAACGCGAUGUUACGACAUGGCGGCGGAAAACCUCCACUAGAGAUGGUCGAAGAUAUGCUUGGAAGUAAGGUUACUACAGACGAUUUGGUUAGUUCAUUGUAUGAAGAUGUGACAAAAAAUUCUGAAUAAAAGUUAACAGUUUUUAGUUAUAUAUAACGUGAAUAUACUUUUCGAAAACCCCAGAUAUCUUCGAAUGUUUAUUAUGUGCUUUUAUGUAUUGAACUUGACAUGAGAAACUUCGGGGGCUAAAUGAUGAUUUCAUUUUGA